Molecule: messenger RNA, 387 nt
Organism: Suhomyces tanzawaensis NRRL Y-17324
Lineage: Eukaryota; Fungi; Ascomycota; Pichiomycetes; Serinales; Debaryomycetaceae
Exons: 1
Coding region: 99-302 (67 amino acids)
Source: RefSeq, a predicted model, not a curated record
UAGGAGAGUGGCCUGACCGGAACUCGCGGGUGCCCUCGGAUAUGACGGGUCGUCUAUAGUGUUGGGGCAUUGACAGAAAAUGCGUCGCCAGCAGCAACAUGCGAGGAGGUGACGAGGAUGUAUGCACAAAGUCUAAUGGGUGUGUGGAAAGUCCCGAAACAGCGAUGAACAAUUCGUCUAUUGCGUGGGCUUCGUGGUGCUUCUGCAGACCCCUGGUUACUCAGGAAACUUCCGUGCUUCCUUCACUCUGUGGUUUGGUCUCACGUGACGCUACCCCAGAUUCUACAGCUGUUCACAAAUAGGUUAUAAAUAAGCCCGGCCGGCGGCCAGCAGAGAAAACUCCAGAAUUAAACAAUAUAAACUCGUCAAAAUUAAAACAUCAGCAAC